Molecule: messenger RNA, 1137 nt
Organism: Cydia splendana
Lineage: Eukaryota; Metazoa; Arthropoda; Insecta; Lepidoptera; Tortricidae
Exons: 2
Coding region: 185-721 (178 amino acids)
Molecular function (GO): zinc ion binding; nucleic acid binding
Source: RefSeq, a predicted model, not a curated record
CGCAAGGGCGCUGGCGCGCAUUUGCUUGUCGCUGCAGUCGAAUCUUUAUCAACACGUGCGUAAUUGCACUACAGCGAAGCAAGCUUGGGACAAGCUUGCGGAAUGUUACGAAAACAAAGGAUUAUAUCGUCGAGUUCUCUUACUGCGAAAACUGCAUCGUGUGGAAUACUGCCAAUUCGCGUCAAUGUCGGACUACAUCAAUAAUGUCAUGCUUUUGGUACAACAGUUGGAAGAUAUAGAUAAAAAGGUGGAUGACGAAGAGGUGGCAGAGAUCCUGCUGUCUGGCCUGCCUCAGGAAUACGAUGUAUUGGUAUCCAGCCUUGAGACGGCGUGUCUCACUAAUACUUUAAGCUCGGAUGUAGUCCGCAUGAGACUCUUGCAAGAGGAACACCGAAGAAACUCUGAGACGGCGUCUUCUGCGUACACCGCGACCAGCAACAGGAAGAAGAGGGAGGUGACCUGCACUUUUUGUAAGAAGCAAGGGCAUGUGGCGAAGCGCUGCUUUAAGAGGAAACGUGAACAGAAUAGCAGCCUUGAGACGCAAGGACAUACUAUGUUAGCUACUGCGUUCUCGGCUAUUACUACAGCUUCGGACCUCAUUGGAAGUGAAGAUUCUCGCCACAAUGAUGGAAACCUCGCUGCAGAUGGUGAAGAAUGUGACUGCAUUGCUUCUGUGGCCAACGGCCAACACAUUUGUAGUGAAUAUAUGGGAAGAAAAUAACAAUAGCCUGUGCAGCUGUGUCUCUUGUCUGGCGGGUGAGAUGAAUAAGUCAUCUCUGCCUGUGACAAGUCCAAGACGUGCUGCUUUACCACUGGAACAGACCCAUUCCGAUGCUGCUGGACCAAUGCAAGACACUAUGUUGGGCGGAGCCUGCUUCUUGCUAAAGUUGACUGACCAUAUGAGGAAAAGUUUUGGCUACCUUAUGAAGUCUGAAAAGGAGGUGAGUUACCAUUUUAUUAACUUUUGUAGUAUGAUUGAGAAGCAUAAGGGGUUGCACAUUUGUGAUCUUUGUACGGGAACAGAAUAUUGCAAGGAUGACCUUACAAGUAUACCUAAGAGGCAAGGCUUUGUACACCAAACCUCUGUGCCCUAUAGUGCAAGCAUAGUUAAAUUUAUAGUGUUACAGUGUGUUGAAA